AUUAACCCGUUGAAAGGAUACGGUUCCGAAUCGAACCCAAACUUCCAAUUCUUGCAUUCGUCGGAACUCAGGAGAGUCACGACGGCGCGCAUGGCGACGGCGGCGCUCCGCUGCUUCCCCGGCUCCGCUAUCAGUAGUGGCUUCGUCAGGCCCUCCUCCCGGCGGGGCGCCGUGGCUGCGCCGUCGCGGGAGGCCGAGCCGGCCUCUUCGCUGGGGGACCGCACCCGCCUCGACUUCCCCAUCCUUCACCAGGAAUUUAAUGGUGCCAAGUUAGUUUACUUCGACAAUGGUGCAACAUCGCAAAAACCUUUAUGUGUAAUAAAAACACUAGAUGAGUACUACCGAUCUUACAAUUCAAAUGUUCACCGUGGCAUUCAUGCACUCAGUGCGAAGGCUACUGAUGCAUAUGAGGGUGCAAGAAGAAAAGUUGCAAAUUUUAUCAACGCAGCUGAUAGCAGAGAGAUUAUUUUCACUCGUAAUGCUACUGAAGCUAUCAAUUUGGUGGCCUAUUCAUGGGGCCUAUCUAACUUAAAACAAGGAGAUGAGAUUGUUCUUACAGUUGCGGAGCAUCAUAGUGCUAUUGUACCAUGGCAAUUUGUUUCCCAGAAGACUGGUGCCACCUUGAAGUAUGUUGGGCUGACUAAAGAAGAGGUUCCAGACAUUGAGCAGUUAAAAGGGCUUCUGUCAAAGAAGACAAAGAUUGUUGUUGUCCAUCAUGUCUCAAAUGUACUGGGUUCAAUGCUUCCUAUUGAGGAGAUAGUAACAUGGUCAAACAAAGUUGGAGCUAAAGUUCUUGUAGAUGCCUGUCAAAGUGUUCCCCACAUUCCAGUUGAUGUUCAGAAGCUUGGUGCUGAUUUUCUCGUUGCAUCUUCUCAUAAGAUGUGUGGCCCUACAGGCGUAGGAUUCUUGCAUGGCAAAUUUGAGACCUUGUCAUUGAUGGAGCCUUUCUUAGGUGGUGGUGAAAUGAUUGCAGAUGUGUUUCAAGACAAAUCCACAUAUGCUGAGCCUCCUUCUAGAUUUGAGGCUGGAACUCCUGCAAUUGGAGAAGCCAUAGGACUGGGAGCAGCAAUAGAUUAUCUGUCACAUAUUGGCAUGGAGCAGAUCCAUGAAUAUGAGAAAGAGUUGGGGAGAUAUCUCUAUGAAAACCUUCUUUCUGUUCCGAAUGUCAGGAUCUAUGGUCCAUCUCCUUCACAAACUGAUCACCGUGCUCCUUUGUGUUCUUUCAAUAUUGAGAAUGUUCAUCCUACAGAUAUUGCAGAAAUUCUUGAUCUCCAGCAUGGAGUAGCAAUUCGGUCAGGGCAUCAUUGUGCACAGAUUCUGCAUCGGACCCUUGGUAUCAAUGCGAGUGCUCGUGCAAGUCUUCACUUUUACAAUACAAAAGAGGAGGUGGAUGUCUUCGUCCAUGCGCUUAAAGAUACUAUUGAUUUCCUCACUUCUCAAUACUAGUGCAGUUCAAUUAGUAAGUUAUCCCUUUUUGCCAGUUUAUUCAUUAUCUCGUUUGGGCUUCUGUAUGAUAUAGUUGGAACAAAGAAAACGUCCAAAGUGUAUAUCUACUCAAACUGUCUACUACCUUUUUGGCUGUUCUUGUAAAAGCGUGUACGGAGUACAAACAUGCCUUUUCUAAUCGUCAUCCACAUGAGAAGUGCUGGGAUCAGUGUUA
Molecule: messenger RNA, 1660 nt
Organism: Phragmites australis (common reed)
Lineage: Eukaryota; Viridiplantae; Streptophyta; Magnoliopsida; Poales; Poaceae
Product: cysteine desulfurase 1, chloroplastic-like
Exons: 10
Coding region: 91-1446 (451 amino acids)
Molecular function (GO): cysteine desulfurase activity; pyridoxal phosphate binding
Source: RefSeq, a predicted model, not a curated record